Drosophila grimshawi is the source of this 2065-nucleotide messenger RNA. RefSeq names its product molybdenum cofactor synthesis protein cinnamon (gene cin). The transcript has 8 exons. Bases 109 to 1944 code for a protein of 611 amino acids. Gene Ontology annotation, molecular function: molybdopterin molybdotransferase activity. Gene Ontology annotation, cellular component: dendrite; postsynaptic specialization; cytoplasm. The record is from RefSeq and is a predicted model, not a curated record. Gene Ontology annotation, biological process: establishment of synaptic specificity at neuromuscular junction; molybdenum incorporation into molybdenum-molybdopterin complex; glycine receptor clustering. NCBI's taxonomy places the organism in Eukaryota, Metazoa, Arthropoda, Insecta, Diptera, Drosophilidae.
CGAAAACGGUCAAAGCCAUAGACCACUUUUGAUUGCUGUACUUAUUAUUAAACAAUUUAAUUGAAAGUGGCAAGUGCUGCGUGACACUCACAUUAUAUAAAUGUCGCCAUGAAUCCGAUAACGUUUGGCGUUUUAACAGUUAGUGACAGCUGUUUCCAGGAUCCUGCCAAGGAUAAGAGCGGGCCACGUCUGGUGGCGCUGAUACGCGACUCCUUUGACAAUGCGCAGGUGGUUAUCAGUGUGCUGCCCGACGAGCGUGAUCUCAUACAGCGCGAGCUGCGCAAAUGGAUUGAUCGCAGCGAUGUGGGUAUCAUUAUAACGACGGGCGGCACCGGCUUUGCGCCGCGCGAUGUCACGCCGGAAGCAACAAAGCCGCUGCUCGAUAAGGAGUGCAAUCAGCUGAGCCUAGUCAUUGCCCUGGCCUCGCUGCAGAAGACCAAGUACGCGGCAUUGUCGCGCGGCCUCUGUGGCAUCGCAGACAAUACGCUGGUGCUUAACUUUCCGGGCAGCGAGAAGGCCGUAGCCGAGUGCUUCGAGGCGGUACGUGAUCUGCUGCCCCACGCCCUGCAUCUGAUCCGUGACAAUGUUGCCCUCGUGCAGCGCACGCACGCUGAAGUCCAGGACACUGCUGCGUUGCCCAGCGUGCCCAGCGUGCUCAAGCGAGAUCACGUCUGUCCGCACAAGACGGGCGCUGGUGACGAUGUGGAUCGCAAUUCGCCGUUUCCCAUGCUGCCGGUGCUCCAGGCCCUGGACACCAUUCUAAGCGUGGUGCAGCGCAAUAGCAAAGUGGAGCAACAGCUGCGCACACUUGUAUCACCGGUCAACAUACCCCCAUUUCGUGCAUCUAUCAAGGAUGGCUACGCAAUGAAGUCCACAGGGUUUUCCGGAACCAAACGUGUUCUAGACUGCAUUGCCGCCGGCGAUAAGGUUAACCAACAUCCACUGCGGGAGGAUGAGUGCUUCAAGAUCAAUACGGGCGCACCGCUGCCGGAGAAUGCGGACUGUGUGGUGCAGGUGGAGGAUACAAAGUUAGUGAAGAGUGACAAAUAUGGCAAAGAAGUUCUGGUCGAGGUUCUGGUUGAGCCCAAGGCGGGCCAGGAUGUGCGAUCCAUUGGUUACGAUUUGCGCGUGGGCGAUCCAGUGUUUCCCGCCGUCGACUGUUCACCGGUUAUCAUCAAAUCCUUGCUGGCCUCCAUUGGCAGCCAGCUGCCGCAGCGCAAGCCGAAAGUGGCCAUCAUCUCAACGGGCAGCGAGCUGCUGGCGCCACACCAGCCAUCAGCCGCUGGCAAAAUCUAUGACUCGAAUACAACCAUGCUGGAGGAGCUGCUGCUCUACUUUGGCUUCGAUUGCAUGCAGCAGCACGUGUUGGGUGACGACCUGACUACCAUUAAGCAAACCCUGUCCGAUCUCUAUGAUGCUGUGGACUUUGUCAUCUGCAGCGGCGGCGUCUCAAUGGGUGACAAGGACUACAUCAAGCCAGCGCUGAAGCAGCUCAAAUUCCAGCUACAUUUCGGACGCGUUAACAUGAAGCCCGGCAAACCGAUGACAUUUGCGAGCAGGGAUCAGAAGUACUUCUUUGGCCUGCCCGGUAAUCCCGUGUCCGCCUUUGUCACAUUCCAUCUGUUCGCUUUGCCCGCCAUACGCUGGGCAGCCGGCUGGGAGCGGACCAAGUGCACGCUACCCAUUGUUAAUGUGACGUUGCUCAACGAUGCCAUUGAUUUGGAUCCUCGUCCCGAAUAUGUUCGCGCCACGGUGACCAGUAUUCAAGGCCAGCUGCAUGCCAGUGUCAAUGGUGACCAGAUCAGCAGUCGGCUGCAGAGCAUUGUGGGCGCGGAUGUCCUUCUCCAUUUGCCAGGACGUAGCGACAACAAAAAGCAGGCGCGUGCUGGUGAUGUUUUCAGUGCCUCCGUGCUGCGCUAUGAUUUCAUCUCAAAAUACGAAUAGCAAGGAGGAGGGCAACACAAAGUGUCCUUCCAAGGAUCACAAAAGAAAAAAAAAAACCAUAAAUGUGAACACAAAAAUGCUUGCAGAUUAGCACAAAUUUUGUAAAAAUGUUUAUUUUGAU